Debaryomyces hansenii CBS767 is the source of this 174-nucleotide messenger RNA. RefSeq lists its product as uncharacterized. The record is from RefSeq and is a predicted model, not a curated record. Lineage: Eukaryota; Fungi; Ascomycota; Pichiomycetes; Serinales; Debaryomycetaceae. The coding region runs from base 1 to 174 and encodes 57 amino acids. Gene Ontology annotation, cellular component: membrane. The transcript has a single exon.
AUGGCUUUUACAUGUUCAGAUAUCUUCAAGAUCAUCAUUGCAAUCAUCUUGCCUCCAUUGGGAGUGUUCCUUGAAAGAGGAUGUGCCUCGUCGUUCUGGAUAAAUAUCGUUUUGACGAUUUUGGGUUAUAUUCCAGGUAUUAUCCACGCGUUGUACGUGAUAUUGAAGUAUUGA